Oncorhynchus gorbuscha (pink salmon) is the source of this 4456-nucleotide messenger RNA. RefSeq names its product peptidyl-prolyl cis-trans isomerase FKBP9-like. Lineage: Eukaryota; Metazoa; Chordata; Actinopteri; Salmoniformes; Salmonidae. The record is from RefSeq and is a predicted model, not a curated record. The transcript has 10 exons. Bases 157 to 1860 code for a protein of 567 amino acids. Gene Ontology annotation, molecular function: peptidyl-prolyl cis-trans isomerase activity; calcium ion binding.
UUAAACCAAGAACGGACUGGGAUCCAGGGAAGAAGACAGAACGGGAAGAAGAAGCUCAGAGGAACCGAAACAACCUGCGAGAGUGAAAAAGAUACCAAUAGCAACCGUAAAAGUCACGGUUAUCCACCUUAAUUUUUGUCGGUAAAGGAUAGUGCUAUGACAAUGAACCAGUGCGUGCACGGGAUGAUCUAUCUGGCGGUUCUGGUGGCGUUUGCCGCCUGUGACACCCCUCCGGUACCGUUAGAUGACAUCGUGAUUGAGAAAACGUUCGUGCCGGAGCAGUGCGGGCGCGCUGUGAAAGUAGGAGACUACGUCCGUUACCACUAUAACGGCAUGUUCCCCGACGGAAAGAAGUUUGACUCCAGCUAUGACCGCGGUAGCACCUACAAUGUUUAUGUGGGUAAGAAGCAGCUGAUUGAAGGGAUGGACAGAGCUCUGGUAGGGAUGUGUGUCAACGAGAGACGCCUGGUCACCAUCCCCCCACAACUGGCCUAUGGGAAGGAAGGAUAUGGUGAUGUCAUCCCUUCAGACGCAAUCCUCAAUUUUGACGUUCUGUUGUUGGACGUGUGGAACCCUGAUGACGGGGUUCAGAGUGAGACGUACUUCACCCCUGAGAACUGCUCUAGGAAGGUGGAGGUGUCAGACUACGUACGAUACCACUACAACGGAACACUGCUGGACGGAACACUGUUCGACUCCAGCCACACCCGUUUGCGUACCUACGACACCUAUGUGGGGAUUGGCUGGCUGAUCGCUGGCAUGGACCAGGGCCUUCUGGGCAUGUGUGUUGGGGAGAGACGCAUCAUCACCAUGCCCCCUUCGCUAGGAUACGGAUCAAACGGAGAUGGUAGUGAUAUCCCAGGCCAGGCUUCCCUGGUGUUUGAUGUAGUCCUCUUGGACCUCCAUAACCCUAAAGACGGCGUCACUAUAACCAACCAGGACAUACCUCAACCCUGCCUCAGGAAGAGUAUAUCUGGGGACUUCAUCAGAUACCACUACAAUGGAUCACUACUGGACGGGACCUUCUUCGACUCCAGUUACUCUCGUAACCGUACCUAUGACACGUACGUGGGUAAGGGCUCUUUGAUUGGUGGGAUGGACGAGGGCCUGAUCGGAGUCUGCAUCGGAGAGAGAAGACGCAUCACCAUCCCACCUCACCUCGGAUACGGAGAGGAGGGUACAGGUACUAAGAUCCCAGGUUCUGCUGUCUUGGUGUUUGAUAUCCACAUCAUAGACUUCCACAACCCAUCAGACACAGUGGUGAUCAUCACCAACUAUAAACCAGAGGUGUGUGAGACUCUGGCUAAGAAAGGAGACUUUGUUAAAUACCACUACAACGCUUCACUAAUGGAUGGAUCCUUCAUCGACUCCACGUAUAACUAUGGGAAGACGUAUAACAUUGUGCUGGGAGCCAACCAGGUGGUUCCUGGGAUGGAGGAAGGGCUGAAGGAGAUGUGUGUUGGAGAGAGAAGACACCUGGUCAUACCUCCUCACCUGGGCUACGGAGAGAGGGGAGUGGAUGGUGAGGUGCCAGCCAGUGCUGUGCUGGUCUUCGACAUCGAGAUGAUCGAGAUGGAGGCGGGCCUCCCUGACGGGUACAUGUUCAUCUGGAACGAGGAGGUAUCAGCUGACCUCUUCACCGAGAUGGACGCAGACAAGGACCUACAGGUGUUGGCCUCAGAGUUCUCAGACUAUAUCCUGCGUCAGGUGAACGAGGGUAAAGGUCGCCUUGCCCCUGGGUUUAACGCAAAUCUCAUCAUCGAGAACAUGUUCUCCAACCAGGACCGUAAUGGAGACGGAAAGAUCACUGAGGAGGAGUUCAAACUGAAGGCCGACGAGACACCACACGACGAGCUAUAAGAGAGAUGAGACCCCACACGACGAGCUAUAAGACACACAAGAGCUACAAGACAGACUAGACCCCACAAGACGAGCUAUAAGAGAGAGCUAUAAGACACGACGAGCUAUAAGAGAGAUGAGACCCCACACGACGAGCUAUAAGAGAGAUGAGACCCCACACGACGAGCUAUAAGAGAGAUGAGACCCCACACGACCAGCUAUAAGAGAGACGAGACCGCACACGAUGAGCUAUAAGACAGACUAGACCCCACACGACCAGCUAUAAGACAGACUAGACCCCACACGACCAGCUAUAAGACAGACCCCACACGAUGAGCUAUAAGACAGACCAGACCCCACACGACGAGCUAUAAGACAGACUAGACCCCACACGACGAGCUAUAAGACAGACCAGACCCCACACGACGAGCUAUAAGACAGACCAGACCCCACACGACGAGCUAUAAGACAGACCAGACCCCACACGACGAGCUAUAAGACAGACCAGACCCCACACGACGAGCUAUAAGACAGACCAGACCCCACACGACGAGCUAUAAGACAGACUAGACCCCACACGACGAGCUAUAAGACAGAUCAGACCCCACACGACGAGCUAUAAGACAGACCAGACCCCACACGACGAGCUAUAAGACAGACUAGACCCCACACGACCAGCUAUAAGACAGACCCCACACGACCAGCUAUAAGACAGACCAGACCCCACACGACGAGCUAUAAGACAGACCCCACACGACGAGCUAUAAGACAGACUAGACCCCACACGACGAGCUAUAAGACAGACUAGACCCCACACGAUGAGCUAUAAGACAGACCAGACCCCACACGACGAGCUAUAAGACAGACCCCACACGACGAGCUAUAAGACAGACUAGACCCCACACGACGAGCUAUAAGACAGACUAGACCCCACACGACGAGCUAUAAGACAGACUAGACCCCACACGACCAGCUAUAAGACAGACCAGACCCCACACGACGAGCUAUAAGACAGACUAGACCCCACACGACGAGCUAUAAGACAGACUAGACCCCACACGACGAGCUAUAAGAGAGACUAGACCCCACACGACCAGCUAUAAGACAGACCAGACCCCACACGACGAGCUAUAAGACAGACUAGACCCCACACGACCAGCUAUAAGACAGACCCCACACGACCAGCUAUAAGACAGACUAGACCCCACACGACCAGCUAUAAGACAGACCAGACCCCACACGACGAGCUAUAAGACAGACUAGACCCCACACGACCAGCUAUAAGACAGACUAGACCCCACACGACCAGCUAUAAGAGAGACUAGACCCCACACGACGAGCUAUAAGACAGACUAGACCCCACACGACCAGCUAUAAGACAGACUAGACCCCACACGACGAGCUAUAAGACAGACCAGACCCCACACGACGAGCUAUAAGACAGACUAGACCCCACACGACCAGCUAUAAGACAGACUAGACCCCACACGACCAGCUAUAAGAGAGACUAGACCCCACACGACGAGCUAUAAGAGAGACGAGACCCCACACGACGAGCUAUAAGAGAGGGACAGGGUUUAUGAGGGGGCUUAUAUGGUGACCGUAUAAGACAAAGAGGGUGUGUGUGUUUGUGCUUUUGUGAAUGUGUGUGGGUGUGUGUAUCAGACCUGGUUUCAAAUACUAUUACAAAUAUCUCAAUUACUUUCACAUACACAUACACAUACUUUCACAUACACAUACUUUCACAUACACAUACUUUCACAUACACAUACUUUCACAUACACAUACUUUCACAUACACAUACUUUCACAUACACAUACUUUCACAUACACAUACUUUCACAUACACAUACUUUCACAUACACAUACUUUCACAUACACAUACUUUCACAUACACAUACUUUCGAAGUAAGUAUUCAGAUAUAUUUUAUUUGAAAAGACAAGUAGUUGAAUAUUUUAUUGUAUUUGGAAAUAAACUUGGAAAGUAUUUGAAAAUACUCAAAUCUACUUCCUCAAAUACACUCCCAUGCAUUUAACUCAAAUACACUCCCAUGCAUUUAACUCAAAUACAAUUUGGUAAACUAUUUUCUUUUUUACAAAUAACUAUUAAAAUACUCAAAUAAAAGUACUUGUUUUGGGCUGUUGUAUUAGAAAAUACUCAAAUAUUCAGAAAAAGUAUUUUAAAUACCAGAUACUCAUGUAUUUGAACACAGGUCUGUGUGUGUGUGUGUGUGUGUGUGUGUGUGUGUGUGUGUGUGUGUGUGUGUGUGUGUGUGUGUGUGUGUGUGUGUGUGUGUGUGUGUGUGUGUGUGUGUGUGUGUGUGUGUGCGGAGGGUGGCGGGGGGGGAGCUGAUACAGGGUCAGAUGUUAUAGAGAAAACCAGAGAGAGAGAGAGGCAAGUUUUGUUCUGAGUAAUGGGUUGAGUAACAAACAUCACUAUACUAACCUUCGACCUGUCCAGUCUUCUGUGAGCUGAGUAGUCUGGUGUCGGCAGGAGGGGAGGAAUGAGAGAGGACAGUGAGGAAAGCAGGAGGGGAGGAAUGAGAGAGGACAGUGAGGAAAGCAGGAGGGGAGGAAUGAGAGAGGACAGUGAGGAAAGCAGGAGGGGAGGAAUGAGA